AUGGAAAAUAGAGCGAGUGACUGGUUCCCUAUCCCAUCCAAACCGUUGGAUAUGGGGCCCAAAUUCGACUGUGAGCCGGACAAAAUUAAAGAGACAGCAAAAACGUAUGGCUGGGGCUCUCGGGCCCGUGAGGUUGAGCGAGACUCAGAUGAGUAUAAGCAAUGCAUAGAGAAAGCAGGCAAGGUAGCUAUUAUUUUGAAAAGACUGUCGGAUCAACGCAUCACGGUUGACGUAUCUCAAUAUCGUCUUGUCUGCAUUUUUCUCGAUAUUAAGCAAAGCGAAUUGCACGAUAUCCUCAGCUGCAUAACUGCCUGUAAAGACGAACUGGUGAGGCAUAUGUUUAAUGCCAAGAAGGGUCCGAUCAUGACCCUGCCACUCCCAGGCGACCAGCUUGAGGAAGGCCAUGAGAGAAUGUGUUUUGGUUUCAAGACAAUCAAGCAUGAUUCUAACAGUAUAUAUGUGGAGCUGGCUUACCAUCUUGAACGAUUCAUUCUGAAAAUAUUCCCUAACUAUAUCGAUAAUGGAGAUGAAAGAAAUAUCACACUGCCAUUCAUGAUCGAAAAUCAUUUUCUGGCGGUUUUGACUACGCCUGAUAUCAGAGACGAUUUUGCACUCCGUCGCAGACGCAAUCCACUGGGACUUGAGGCUAAGAGAGCCUACCAUAUCCCGUGUAAAGAGGCUCGUUUUGCUGAUCCAGUCUCAAAGUCAGUCCUCAAGGGACUUAGUUCUGAGCCUGACGUGGGCAAUUAG
Messenger RNA from Aspergillus oryzae RIB40, 750 nucleotides. RefSeq lists its product as uncharacterized. Lineage: Eukaryota; Fungi; Ascomycota; Eurotiomycetes; Eurotiales; Aspergillaceae. The coding region runs from base 1 to 750 and encodes 249 amino acids. The record is from RefSeq and is a predicted model, not a curated record. The transcript has a single exon.